Messenger RNA from Cotesia congregata, 270 nucleotides. NCBI's taxonomy places the organism in Eukaryota, Metazoa, Arthropoda, Insecta, Hymenoptera, Braconidae. The record is from the annotation of a GenBank genome assembly.
AUGACGAGGCCUUGCCUGGUCCAGUACUGGGCAACCAAACUUGGUGCACCAAUAUUGGGCCACGACUGGGCACAACUAGGAAAAGAAAAUCAGCCUGAAGCUUACAUCGUUAUGUAUUCUGUGAUCGAUAAGGUUUCUUUUCAACAAGCAGAAGAGCUAUUAUCAAAACUUCAUGAUCAAAAUGUGAUGAGAGCCCGACCUGCUAUUUUAGUCGGCAAUAAGAUUGACCUUGUGCGAUCUAGAGUGAUUAAUUUUCAAGGUAUGCUUUGA